AUGUCUGCUAUUCCUUCCCAUGUCUCCGAGCGAUAUAUUAACAGUCGUUAUAACAAAGCACUAAAUAUCGUCCAGCAUCUCUCAGCGUCUUCCAGUGUCCAGCCUACCAAAGAAGAAAAACUAGAGCUGUAUGCACUUUAUAAGCAGGUCUCACAUGGCAAUGUCAAUACUCCACGACCAGGAAUGUUUGACCUAGUUGGCAAAGCUAAAUGGGAUGCCUGGAAGAAUCAGGAGAGCAUGGCAGCUAUAGAGGCUAAGUACCGGUAUGUCGACUUGCUUCUGAGGGUUGCUUCUGAGGUAAGCGUUAUUAAAGGGUUUUUCGAUUAA
Molecule: messenger RNA, 327 nt
Organism: Phycomyces blakesleeanus NRRL 1555(-)
Lineage: Eukaryota; Fungi; Mucoromycota; Mucoromycetes; Mucorales; Phycomycetaceae
Exons: 3
Coding region: 1-327 (108 amino acids)
Biological process (GO): fatty acid metabolic process
Molecular function (GO): fatty-acyl-CoA binding
Source: RefSeq, a predicted model, not a curated record